ACUGCAGCAGGUAACAACAUUACGACUACUUCAUCUGAUCGCUCUGAUCAAUGUCAACGCUGGUUAGACGAAGCUAAAAUCCAUGCUUGAAUCCAGAGGAAGCAUGUGGAAGACGGCUACAGUCAUAGCAGUGUUUGCGUUAACUCUGGGUUAUUUAUACCACACUCAUUCAAACCUGCCAAACCAUGUACUGAGCUACUUCUCCCUACCGUUCCCCAAUGGCUCCACCACCAGCCCGAAUGUAGAGGAGGCCAACCUCAAUGAACCCAGUUUUGAACAGGCAAUUGCCACUGCGUGGGAGGCUAUAAUCACUGCUCCUGCACAUCAGUGGAAAAGAAUUGCUGUUGGAGUGAAUGCUUGUGUGGACGUGGUGGUGUCAGGUGUGGAUUUACUUGAAGCUUUGGCUCUUGAGCCUGGAAGAGGCUGUGACCAUGAGGUAUUGCAGUCCAAAGAGGAUCUAAUGGAAGCCUUCGUUCAUUUCAUGGAGAGGGGUGCAGCAGCAGAGCGCUUCUUCACGGAUAAGGACAUCUUCCUUGGUAUCGCGCAGGCUGCUGCAGAAGACCCCAGUGCUCAGCUGUAUGUGGGAGGGAAUGCUGCCUUGAUGGGACAGAAGUUCGCCUCCUACCCUGAGCUCGUGGUUCUGCUUUGUGGACCCGUUGGACCUAAACUGCAUCAGUUGCUGGAUGAUCAGAUCGUUGUUCCUCCGUCCCUUCAAGAGACGGACGAGUUCCACCUUAUUCUGGAGUACGGAGCAGGGGAACAGUGGGGUACGACUCAGGCACCCCAAGCUAACCGCUUCAUCUUUUCCCACGACGUGUCCAACGGGAAGAUGAGCGCCAUGGAGACCCUGACGGCCAGCGUGGAGGAGUUCCAGCCAGACUUGGUGGUUCUCUCUGGCUUACACAUGAUGGAGGGGAUGGGGAAGGAACUCUGGGAGGAACGGCUCAAAGAGGCUGUGGUGGCCAUCUCUGACUUACGCAACCAGGUACCCAUUCACCUGGAGCUGGCCAGCAUGACUGAUAAGGAUUACAUGGGCAGCAUACUGCAAGAGCAGGUCCUUCCCACGGUGAACUCCAUCGGGCUGAACGAACAGGAGCUGCUCUUCCUGUCCCAGGCGGCCGGAGGCCACGGGGAGCUCCAGGCCUGGGUCGGCUCGCCAGACGUGGGUCGUGUCAGCGACAUCCUCCUGUGGAUCCUGGAGCAGCACGGCCGCAGCGACCCCAGCUCCGAGGCCGACCUCACGCGCAUCCAUUUCCACACGCUCUAUCACAUCUUAGCCACCGUGGACGGUUACUGGGGCAACCAGAUGGCAGCGGUGGCAGCAGGGGCGCGCGUGGCCAGCUGUCAGGCCUGUGGCAUCCAGAGCAUCGAUGAUGUGCGUAAGGUGACGCUCAGCCCGCUGGACUUCUACAGCUCCCACGGCGGCGAGCCCAGGGAGCAGCUUCAUCUCAAUCCCACUCGGCCGGUCACCGUCUGGCAGCGUGCGAACGUGACCUUCCACCUGACCCCUGUGCUGGUGUGUAAACAGCCUCGGAGGACAGUGGGCCUGGGCGACGCCAUCUCCGCCGAGGGACUCUUCUACUCAGAGAUGAGACGACGCACAUGAUGAGCACACACACACAGUUCUGAGGACAACCUGAUCUUAAAAACUCUUCAUCUGGUAGUUCUUCCUUCUUCAUGGUACUGUUACACGAACAAUCUUCUUUUAAACGAUGUCCACUCGGUUAGGUUGGUAGCGAUCGUCCUGUUCUCUAUGCAGUAGGGGCCUGUCUUAGAGACAUUUUCUUCUCACUCCCAAGAUAUUGUGAUAUUUUAACAGUAAUAUGUCGAUAGAUUUAUGUUCACUUUCACUUCCUCUCCUUUCAGACGUUGUGUUGUACGCCUCCAAUUAGUUCAGUGCACAGUACAUCCCCUCGAUGAGCAAUGAAUCAAUGCCGAUCUUAAGCACAGGCUGGAGCUAGCUACUGGUUGGGUGGGGAGCUGUGGUUGAGACAGGAAGGACGAGGUGACUAUCCUCACGUAGAGAUUUUACAGUCUUAAUAAUCCUAUUGUGCAAUAUGUCCUCUUUACCACAAAGGUUUCCAAGUGUCAUUGGAUAUCAAAAUUGAGUUGAUGUUACAAUGGACUCCUCAUACCAGUACUGUACGUAUUGCUUUAUACGUUUGUUUUGUUUUGUUUUGUUUUUUUACAGAUCUGAUCUAAACCGUAAUGAUGAAAGUUUGCAUAGGCAUAUGUUGAUGUCGGGUGAAGGAGGUAUAGCACUGGUCAGAAUAACACUUAAAAUUACUUAUUUUGGAGUCCUUGUGAACGGUCAUGGUUGGGUGGUGUGAGACCACAUUUUAAAAUGCUGUUCUUACGGCCUGUUCUACUCAGCCCCAUGAAACAAGGGCCAUUUGAAAUGAUUCUAUGUUGAAGGUAAAGAAAACCAAUGGGUAGUUAUCUAAAGAAUCUGAGAUUUCUGCCAUAUGUUUAGAUUCUCUCUUUGGUUCAAUUAUUUGUCAUUUUGCCCCAUGAAUAUUUUGCAAAAUGCAGAUGAGGUUGUUUUUUUUUUUUUUUUUUUGCACCUUGUGAUUUAUUUAACUGAAAUCAAAUAAAUCACAUAUGUGAAUCUUUGGAGAAACCUUGGACUUUGUGGACCCCAGAUAGUUGUUAAAAUGAUGAACUGCUUGUGGCAGUAAGAUAUUUAAAACACUUACUAAUAAAUACAAAAUAAGAUAUUUAAAACA
Messenger RNA from Clupea harengus (Atlantic herring), 2726 nucleotides. RefSeq names its product ADP dependent glucokinase (gene adpgk). Lineage: Eukaryota; Metazoa; Chordata; Actinopteri; Clupeiformes; Clupeidae. The record is from RefSeq and is a predicted model, not a curated record. Gene Ontology annotation, biological process: glucose metabolic process. Gene Ontology annotation, cellular component: endoplasmic reticulum. Gene Ontology annotation, molecular function: ADP-specific glucokinase activity.